Stereum hirsutum FP-91666 SS1 is the source of this 732-nucleotide messenger RNA. RefSeq lists its product as uncharacterized. Bases 1 to 732 code for a protein of 243 amino acids. NCBI's taxonomy places the organism in Eukaryota, Fungi, Basidiomycota, Agaricomycetes, Russulales, Stereaceae. The transcript has 12 exons. The record is from RefSeq and is a predicted model, not a curated record.
AUGCGCGAAACUUCAGCUCGAAUAGCGGUCUAUGGCCCCUAUCUGAAGCCUCCGCUGUGCUCAGGUCUUCGUGUAUUGGAGAAGCGGCUUUCAGGACAGACAGAUUAUCCGUUAUCUGGUUGUCUCAGUGUGCUCUUUGCUCACACAGUUUCGAGUGAUAGGACUCUAGAAACUAUCCACAGUAUCAUGUUCUGGGCAUAUCAAUACCAGUUGAAUGUAACCAAUUACGGCAACCCAAGCGGCCUUACACGAAGCUAUUGGACGUUGGACUACUCUCUGGUAGUGCACGGAGUAAUCACCGCUCUCGUACAAGCAUACUAUUCCUAUCGCUUGUACACCCUAUCAGGAUGGGUCGUGAUCAGUGUAGUAGCUUGGACCGGUUCUCUGCUCGAAGUAGUUGGAUCAACGUACUGUGCCUAUGCUCUGGCCACUGCCAAACACCCAUAUCAAGAUAAUAUCUAUCGAGCCGCCAUUGUGACGGCAGCCCUAGACGUCUCCAUUGACAUCAUCAACACCAGCUCGCUGUGCUAUUGUCUGUACAAAAAACGCACCGCUGCCAGAAGGUAUAUGCAUUUUCGUUGGACCAUCGAGAGCGGCAUGGUCACAGCCAUCAUGGCUGUGAGCAUAAUGGUUACGUCUAUCGUGAUCCCGCGCACUGCGAUUUUUUCCUCGAUAACUGCAUUCUACCCCAAAGGUUUAACUCACGGGGUCCAUUUGGCCCGAGCAAGCUGA